AACUAAUAAAUGGUGAUGGGGAAAGGAUGGCGGAUCCAGAAGGACAACAAGAGAACCCAGGCAAGGUUUACCCAGCUGUUGCCAUGUAUGGAUCAUGUACUGUAAGAAACCUCAAGCAAGGAGAGACUAAGCUAUGGUGUGCCUGUGGACUGAGUAAGAAACAGCCCUGGUGUGAUGGGUCACAUAAAGGCACAGGAAUCAAGCCUCUCAAGUGGACAGUUAACAAAUCUCAGAGUCUCUUUGCCAUCUGUGCCUGUAAGUACACUAAGGAUCCACCAUUUUGUGAUGCUACCCACACUAAUCUGCCGUGCGAGGUCCUCGACAGACAGAACAACUGUACCUCUACACAUGUUGCUGAUAAAAAACUGUGUACCGGCUGUGGGUGGGUGCCUGAUUUCUGACAUAUCCAUUACAUCUCACCACCAAUAAUCUGUGAAUUGGCAUUAAGUGUUCGUCCAUCUUCAGACCACUGUCCAUUCUACCAUCAAUGAUCUGAGUACUGGCAUUAAGUGUUCAUCCAUCUUUGGACCACUGUCCACUCUACCGUCAAUGAUCUGAGUACUACAUGUGGACCUGUAAACUCAGUGAUAGCUACACAGCCAGCGGGUCACUUGGCCUUGUCAAAAGAAGUUUUAGCCAAAUCAUCAAAGCUAAGUUUGAAUUCCACUCUUCAAAUCUUUCUUCACACAAAGGUAGAAUAUUCAGUACACAUCCUAGACUCCACAAAGCUAAAAAGAUGUCCAAAUGCUGGUAACAACCAUUAUAGAGAUGGAAAUCUUGUUAAGGGCAGUUGGCACCUGACGUAUCCAGACAACUUGCAUUAUGUGACAUAGAUUACAAGCAAUGCAUUACCAAAGGAAAAUGUAUACAUGGUACAACCAUGUAGAAUUUUCUUGAAAGGACACAUUUGGUAUGGAGGUAAUGUUUAAACUAGAUAAUUUGGGAAGGACAAGGUGACACAGUAAGAAACUCCACAAAUGCUAGAUUAGCUUGUCUUUAAAGCUGUUGUAGUGUUCAUGUGCAUAAACAACUGGAUAAACCUACAGGAAGGCUUGGUGAGCAGUUAAAGAGUAAAUGUAACAAACAUUAGAAAGGGGAGGAUAUUUCUUCAACAAGUUUCUUAAUAUG
This is a messenger RNA of Pecten maximus, 1128 nucleotides long. RefSeq lists its product as uncharacterized. Gene Ontology annotation, cellular component: intracellular membrane-bounded organelle. The transcript is spliced from 3 exons. Gene Ontology annotation, molecular function: 2 iron, 2 sulfur cluster binding. The record is from RefSeq and is a predicted model, not a curated record. The coding region runs from base 27 to 401 and encodes 124 amino acids. NCBI's taxonomy places the organism in Eukaryota, Metazoa, Mollusca, Bivalvia, Pectinida, Pectinidae.